UCUCUCACAAUUCAUCGCCUGACAUUUUCUUCCUCUCAGAGAUCACUCUUAGGCAACUAGGGUUUCUCACAAACAUGGCGGCAGCUCCUCCAAAUUCCGUCCAAUGCUUCGGCCGGAAGAAGACGGCGGUUGCCGUAACUCACUGCAAGGCUGGUCGUGGCCUAAUCAAAAUCAACGGUGUCCCAAUCGAGCUUGUUCAGCCUGAAAUCCUCCGAUACAAGGCGUUCGAGCCGAUCCUUCUUCUUGGACGCCACAAGUUUGCUGGCGUUGACAUGAGGAUCCGCGUCAAGGGUGGAGGUCACACUUCUCAGAUCUACGCAAUCCGUCAAAGCAUCUCGAAAGCUCUCGUCGCUUACUACCAGAAAUUCGUUGAUGAAGAACAGAAGAAGGAAAUCAAAGAUAUUCUCGUGAGGUACGACAGGACUCUUCUCGUUGCUGAUCCGAGAAGGUGCGAGCCGAAGAAGUUUGGAGGUCGUGGUGCUCGUGCUAGGUUCCAGAAAUCAUACCGUUGAAAACAGAGUAAUGUUAUUGCCCUUUUUGAAACUAUUUUUAAUUUGUGUCUUGUUUCUUGUUCUGAGAGUAUUUUGCGACAUUGUUAUGGUGUUAUCUUUCGUAGAAGUUUAAUUUUGUUAGACUGUUUUCAUGAUUACCUAUUUCCGUUUUCCAUAUAAUCAAUCAUCUUUUGCUAA
Molecule: messenger RNA, 689 nt
Organism: Lactuca sativa (garden lettuce)
Lineage: Eukaryota; Viridiplantae; Streptophyta; Magnoliopsida; Asterales; Asteraceae
Product: small ribosomal subunit protein uS9
Biological process (GO): translation; maturation of SSU-rRNA from tricistronic rRNA transcript (SSU-rRNA, 5.8S rRNA, LSU-rRNA)
Cellular component (GO): cytosolic small ribosomal subunit; ribosome
Molecular function (GO): RNA binding; structural constituent of ribosome
Source: RefSeq, a predicted model, not a curated record